This is a messenger RNA of Eruca vesicaria subsp. sativa (arugula), 674 nucleotides long. The record is from the annotation of a GenBank genome assembly. NCBI's taxonomy places the organism in Eukaryota, Viridiplantae, Streptophyta, Magnoliopsida, Brassicales, Brassicaceae.
UGUAGUAACUCGAACCAGGAAUACUAAUAAAGAGAGUAUCGAAUACAAAAGGGCUCUCUCUCUAUCAAUAUGGGGAAUUGUGCACUAAAGCCAAAAGUUUUGAUGACAGCCGGAGGAGCUCCAGCACCGGAGGAGCUUCAGAUUUCACUUCUUGACGAUCACAAGGUCGACGCUGCCAAAUCUCUGAGCAACUUGUUCCUUCAAGAUAAGGCAGAGAAGAAAACAAAGGAGGACGAGAAGGCAAUAACUGAAAAGGUUCCGGUAACUGAUGAUCUGAAAACAGCUUUGGCUGAGGCAAAAUCCCCAACUAAAGAGAUCAAAUAUCCGGCAACAGAGACAGAGCCUCUGGUAACAGAGACACAAUCUCCUGUAAAUGAGACAACUGUUCCGGAUGAUGAUCAGAAGGUUAGGAAGGAAGAGACUGUUUGUGAGGAGAAAGUGAUCGACGAUGUGACUGUGAAAAAGACAGAGGCAAAAACAGAGGCGAAGCCAGAGGAAGUCAUAAAAGAAGAAGCAGCAGCACCAUGAAAGAAGUUUAAAAGCUAGUUUCUGCCUUUGCCUUCUUGAUAGCAAUAUCAAUCUUUUGGUUUUCUUUAUAUUAUGUUUGUUAUGUGUUCCAAAAUUCAUUAUAUCAAAUGCAAUGUCAGUUUUCCUUUACGUGAUUCAUCAACUAG